Messenger RNA from Puntigrus tetrazona (Sumatra barb), 6095 nucleotides. RefSeq names its product myosin heavy chain, fast skeletal muscle-like. The record is from RefSeq and is a predicted model, not a curated record. The transcript has 41 exons. Gene Ontology annotation, molecular function: cytoskeletal motor activity; actin filament binding; ATP binding. Gene Ontology annotation, cellular component: myosin complex. The coding region runs from base 173 to 5998 and encodes 1941 amino acids. Lineage: Eukaryota; Metazoa; Chordata; Actinopteri; Cypriniformes; Cyprinidae.
GUUGAGGGCAGUCCAAGCACCAAAUAGAGAGAGUGAGUUUUGCUGACUGAACACUUUGUGCUCUAUAUAACAAGAAGUCGAGUGCGAAGCCAUUGACUGGGGGUGACUUCAAGUAGAUUUCUCACGUCAUUUUUCCAACUUCUACUGAAGGCAAAAGGAGUAAAGUGGCAUCAUGAGUGGGGAUGGAGAAAUGGAGUGUUUUGGACCGGCGGCCAUUUACCUCCGGAAGCCAGAGAGGGAGAGAAUUGAGGCUCAGAACACACCAUUUGAUGCCAAGACAGCAUACUUUGUGACAGAACCGAAGGAGAUGUACCUCAAAGGGGUGCUAGUCAGCAGAGAGGGUGGCAAAGCCACUGUCAAAACGCUGUGCAACAAAACCAUCACAGUUAAGGAAGAUGAAAUUUUUCCAAUGAAUCCCCCCAAGUUCGAUAAAAUAGAGGACAUGGCCAUGAUGACCCACCUCAGUGAGCCCACUGUGCUGUACAACCUCAAAGAGCGUUAUGCAGCAUGGAUGAUCUACACCUAUUCCGGGUUGUUCUGUGUCACUGUGAACCCCUAUAAGUGGCUCCCAGUAUACGAUGCUGUAGUUGUGACAGGCUACAGGGGCAAAAAAAGAAUUGAAGCCCCACCUCACAUCUUCUCCAUCUCUGACAACGCCUAUCAAUUCAUGCUCACUGAUCGUGAAAAUCAGUCAAUCUUGAUCACUGGAGAAUCUGGUGCAGGAAAGACUGUGAACACCAAGAGGGUCAUCCAGUACUUUGCGACAAUUGCUGUAUCUGGACAGAAGAAGUCAGAGCCAGUCCCUGGAAAAAUGCAGGGGUCGCUGGAAGAUCAAAUCAUUGCAGCCAACCCCUUGCUGGAAGCCUAUGGAAAUGCCAAGACUGUGAGGAAUGACAACUCUUCUCGCUUUGGUAAAUUUAUCCGAAUUCAUUUUGGCACCACUGGAAAACUGGCGUCAGCUGAUAUUGAAACUUAUCUGCUGGAAAAGUCCAGAGUAACUUUCCAGCUGUCUGCUGAGAGGAGCUACCACAUUUUCUACCAGCUCUGCACUGGCCAUAAGCCAGAACUGCUGGAGGCUCUUCUGAUCACCACUAACCCGUACGACUAUCCUAUGAUCAGUCAGGGUGAGAUCACAGUCAAGAGCAUUAAUGAUGUGGAAGAGUUCAUUGCAACUGAUACAGCCAUUGAUAUCCUGGGCUUUACGGCUGAGGAGAAAAUAGGCAUCUACAAACUGACAGGUGCUGUGGUGCAUCAUGGGAACAUGAAGUUCAAGCAGAAGCAGAGGGAGGAGCAGGCUGAGCCUGAUGGAACUGAGGUGGCUGAUAAAAUCGCUUACCUCUUGGGACUGAACUCUGCUGACAUGCUGAAAGCCUUGUGUUAUCCCAGAGUGAAGGUUGGGAAUGAAUUUGUGACCAAAGGUCAAACUGUUCCUCAGGUGAAUAAUUCAACCAUGGCUCUGUGCAAGUCAAUCUAUGAGAAAAUGUUCUUGUGGAUGGUUGUCCGAAUCAAUGAGAUGUUGGACACCAAACAGCCAAGACAGUUCUUCAUUGGAGUGCUUGACAUUGCUGGAUUUGAAAUCUUUGAUUUCAACAGCCUGGAGCAGCUGUGCAUUAACUUCACAAAUGAGAAACUGCAACAGUUUUUUAACCACCACAUGUUUGUGCUGGAACAAGAGGAAUACAAGAAAGAAGGUAUUGAGUGGGAGUUCAUUGACUUCGGUAUGGACUUGGCUGCCUGCAUUGAGCUUAUUGAGAAGCCAAUGGGUAUUUUCUCCAUCCUUGAAGAGGAGUGUAUGUUCCCUAAGGCAACAGACACAACCUUCAAGAACAAGCUGCAUGACCAGCAUCUUGGUAAAAGUGGAUGUUUCCAGAAGCCCAAACCUGCCAAAGGCAAGGCUGAGGCCCACUUCUCCUUGGUGCACUAUGCUGGAACUGUGGAUUACAACAUCGUAGGCUGGCUGGAUAAGAACAAGGACCCUCUGAAUGACUCAGUGGUUCAGCUGUACCAGAAGUCUUCAGUGAAACUGUUGGCUCACCUGUAUGCUACUCAUGCUGGUGCUGAAGAGGCAGGAGGUAAAAAGGCAGGCAAGAAAAAGGGUGGCUCUUUCCAGACAGUGUCUGCUCUAUUUAGGGAGAACUUGGGUAAGCUGAUGACCAACUUGAGGAGCACACAUCCCCAUUUUGUGCGCUGUCUGAUUCCAAAUGAAUCAAAAACACCUGGUCUUAUGGAGAACUUUCUGGUCAUCCACCAGCUGCGCUGUAAUGGUGUACUGGAGGGAAUCAGAAUUUGCAGAAAAGGUUUCCCAAGCAGAAUCCUCUAUGGUGACUUUAAGCAGAGGUACAAAGUAUUGAAUGCUAGUGUCAUCCCUGAUGGUCAGUUCAUUGACAAUAAGAAGGCUUCAGAGAAGCUUCUUGGCUCCAUUAAUGUGGACCAUACCCAGUACAAGUUUGGACACACCAAGGUGUUCUUCAAAGCUGGUCUGCUGGGUACCCUUGAGGAGAUGCGAGAUGAAAAACUAGCUGAGCUGGUUACCAUGACUCAGGCUCUUUGUCGUGGAUACGUUAUGAGGAAAGAAUUCGUCAAAAUGAUGGAGAGAAGAGAGUCCAUCUUCUCCAUUCAGUACAACAUCCGCUCAUUCAUGAAUGUGAAACACUGGCCAUGGAUGAAACUGUAUUUUAAGAUCAAGCCUCUGCUGAAGAGUGCAGAGACUGAGAAGGAAAUGGCAGCCAUGAAAGAGAAUUUUGAGAAAAUGAAGGAAGAUCUAGCAAAGGCCCUUGCCAAGAAGAAGGAGCUGGAGGAGAAGAUGGUUUCCCUGCUGCAGGAGAAAAAUGACCUGCAGUUACAAGUGGCAUCUGAAACAGAAAACCUUUCUGAUGCUGAGGAGAGAUGCGAAGGGCUAAUCAAAAGCAAGAUCCAGAUGGAGGCAAAGCUUAAAGAGACAAAUGAAAGAUUAGAGGAUGAGGAAGAAAUCAAUGCUGAACUAACAGCCAAGAAGAGAAAACUAGAGGAUGAGUGCUCUGAGCUGAAGAAAGACAUUGAUGACUUAGAGCUUACCUUGGCCAAAGUGGAGAAAGAGAAACAUGCCACUGAGAACAAGGUGAAAAAUCUAACAGAGGAGAUGACCUCACUGGAUGAAAGCAUUGCAAAGUUAACCAAAGAGAAGAAAGCCCUCCAAGAGGCACAUCAGCAAACUUUAGAUGAUCUGCAGGCAGAGGAAGACAAAGUCAAUACUCUGACGAAAGCCAAAACCAAACUUGAACAACAAGUGGAUGAUCUGGAAGGUUCUCUGGAGCAAGAAAGGAAACUCCGUAUGGACCUUGAGAGGGCCAAGAGAAAGCUUGAGGGUGACUUGAAACUAUCCCAAGAAUCCAUAAUGGACCUGGAGAAUGACAAGCAACAAUCAGAUGAGAAGAUCAAAAGUAAAUUUUUACUUUUGAAGGACUUUGAGAUUAGCCAACUUCUAAGUAAGAUUGAGGAUGAACAGUCUAUUAGCAUUCAGCUUCAAAAGAAGAUCAAAGAACUCCAGGCUCGUAUUGAGGAGCUGGAGGAAGAAAUUGAGGCAGAACGUGCUGCUCGUGCAAAGGUUGAGAAGCAGAGGUCUGAUCUCUCCAGGGAACUUGAGGAGAUCAGUGAGAGGCUUGAAGAAGCAGGCGGUGCCACUGCUGCCCAGAUUGAGAUGAACAAAAAACGUGAGGCUGAGUUCCAGAAACUACGUCGUGAUCUGGAGGAGUCCACCUUGCAGCACGAAGCAACAUCUGCAGCCCUCCGCAAGAAGCAGGCCGACACUGUGGCAGAGCUAGGAGAGCAGAUUGACAACCUCCAGCGUGUGAAACAGAAGCUGGAAAAAGAAAAGAGUGAAUACAAAAUGGAGAUUGAUGACCUGUCAAGCAAUAUGGAGGCUGUUGCCAAAUCAAAGGGUAACUUGGAAAAGAUGUGCCGUACUCUUGAAGAUCAACUGAGUGAAACUAAAACCAAAUCCGAUGAAACGAUCCGUCAACUAAAUGAUAUAAGUGCACAAAAAGCAAGACUGGCUACUGAGAAUGGUGAAUUCAGUCGCCAGCUAGAGGAAAAAGAAGCUCUUGUUUCUCAGUUGACUCGAGGAAAGCAAGCUUUUACUCAGCAGAUUGAAGAGCUUAAGAGAAACAUUGAGGAAGAAACCAAGGCCAAAAAUGCCCUAGCUCAUGCUGUUCAGUCAGCAAGACAUGACUGUGAUCUGCUCAGAGAGCAGUACGAGGAGGAACAGGAGGCCAAAUCUGAGCUCCAGCGUGGCAUGUCAAAGGCAAACAGCGAAGUAGCUCAGUGGAGAUCCAAAUAUGAGACUGAUGCCAUUCAGCGCACUGAAGAACUUGAGGAAGCAAAGAAAAAGCUUGCUCAGCGUUUGCAGGAUGCUGAAGAGUCCAUUGAGGCUGUGAACUCAAAGUGUGCCUCUCUGGAAAAAACCAAACAGCGACUGCAGGGUGAAGUUGAAGAUCUCAUGAUUGAUGUGGAGAGAGCUAAUGCUCUUGCUGCCAAUCUUGACAAAAAGCAGCGGAACUUUGACAAGGUUCUGGCAGAGUGGAAGCAAAAGUAUGAGGAAAGUCAAGCAGAACUGGAAGGAGCUCAAAAAGAAGCCCGUUCUCUUAGUACAGAGCUUUUUAAGAUGAAGAACUCCUAUGAAGAAGCCCUGGACCAUCUGGAGACCCUCAAAAGGGAGAACAAAAACCUUCAACAGGAAAUCUCUGACUUGACUGAACAAAUUGGAGAGACUGGGAAGACCAUUCAUGAGCUUGAGAAAGCCAAGAAAAUAAUUGAAACUGAGAAAAUAGAAAUCCAGGUCGCUCUUGAGGAAGCUGAGGGAACCCUGGAACAUGAGGAAUCUAAGAUUCUUCGAAUCCAGCUUGAGCUAGCCCAAGUCAAAGGGGAGAUUGAUCGUAAAUUGGCUGAGAAAGAUGAGGAAAUGGAACAGAUCAAAAGGAAUAGCCAAAGAGUUAUUGAUUCCAUGCAGAGUACUCUAGACUCUGAGAUCAGGAGCAGAAAUGAAGCCCUGAGAGUCAAGAAGAAGAUGGAAGGAGACCUCAAUGAGAUGGAGAUUCAGCUGAGCCAUGCAAAUCGUCAGGCAGCUGAAGCUCAAAAACAGCUCAGGAACGUCCAGGGACAGCUCAAGGAUGCCCAACUGCACCUUGAUGAUGCGCUGAGGGUUCAAGAGGACAUGAAAGAGCAGGUUGCUAUGGUUGAACGCAGGAACAACCUGAUGCAGGCUGAGAUUGAAGAGCUGAGAUCUGCUCUGGAGCAGACAGAGAGAGCUCGCAAAGUGGCUGAGCAGGAACUAGUGGAUGCCAGCGAGCGUGUAGGACUUCUGCACUCCCAGAACACCAGUCUCAUCAAUACCAAAAAGAAGCUUGAGGCUGAUUUUGUUCAAAUCCAAGGCGAAGUGGAUGAUGCUGUUCAGGAGGCACGAAAUGCAGAGGAGAAGGCUAAGAAAGCUAUCACUGAUGCAGCCAUGAUGGCAGAAGAGCUGAAGAAAGAGCAAGAUACAAGUGCUCAUCUUGAGAGGAUGAAGAAGAACCUGGAGGUUACAGUUAAAGACCUGCAGCACCGUCUGGAUGAGGCUGAAAGUCUGGCCAUGAAGGGAGGGAAGAAGCAGCUCCAGAAACUGGAAGCUAGGGUCCGGGAACUGGAGAAUGAGGUUGAAGCUGAACAAAGAAAAAGUGCAGAAGCUGUUAAAGGAGUUCGGAAAUAUGAGAGAAGAGUCAAGGAACUCACUUACCAGACUGAAGAGGAUAAGAAGAAUGUAACCAGACUGCAGGAUCUGGUGGACAAACUGCAGCUGAAAGUGAAGUCCUAUAAGAGACAAGCUGAGGAAUCUGAGGAACAGGCCAGCACUCACCUGGCAAGAUACAGGAAGGUCCAGCAUGAAAUGGAAGAAGCCCAGGAAAGAGCUGACAUCGCCGAGUCCCAAGUCAACAAGCUCAGGGCAAAGAGCCGUGACAUUGGAAAGGGAAAAGAUGUCGCAGAGUAAACAUCACCUUUAAAGAAGAGUUAGCAAUAAACAAUCAUAUAAUAUGAAUUUGUGCUAUGUCUGAGUCAUGUGGUCAAUAAAGUUGCCCACGAACCAA